CGGCUGCGGGGGAAGGGGCGGGACCAGGGCCUUGGUGGGAGAGUUUGGCGGCAGCGUAGGAACGUGCUUCGGUCUGUGAGAAACUCGGUGAGCGGGGCCGCGCGACUGACUCGGCUCUGGGACCGCCGAGGAAACAAGCUCAUAUUUCCCUAUUGGAAACCUUCUAGCAACAGGAUGAGUCUGCAGUGGACUGCAGUUGCCACCUUCCUCUAUGCAGAGGUCUUUGCUGUGCUGCUUCUCUGCGUUCCCUUUAUUUCACCCAAAAGAUGGCAGAAGAUUUUCAAGUCCCGCCUGGUGGAGUUGGUAGUGACCUAUAGCAACACCUUCUUUGUGGUUCUCAUUGCCAUCCUUGUGCUGCUGGUCAUUGAUGCUGUACGUGAGAUUUCAAAGUAUGAUGACGUGACAGAGAAGGUGAACCUCCAGAACAACCCUGGGGCAGUGGAACACUUCCACAUGAAGCUUUUCCGUGCCCAGAGGAAUCUCUACAUUGCUGGCUUUUCCUUGCUUCUGUCCUUCCUGCUUAGACGCCUGGUGACUCUCAUCUCCCAGCAGGCCACACUGCUGGCCUCCAAUGAAGCCUUUAAAAAGCAGGCAGAGAGCGCUAGUGAGGCGGCCAAGAAGUAUAUGGAAGAGAAUGACCAGCUGAAGAAGGAAGCUGCUGGUGGUGGAAGCGGGUUGACUGCCAGGGAGGUGAAGUUGGAAUUAGCGAACAGUGACUUGAAGGUUGAAGUGGAGAAGCUGAAGGAUGAGCUGGCCAUCAACAAGCAAAAACUAGAGAAAGCUGAAAACGAGACUUUGGCCAUGCGGAAGCAGGCCGAGGGCCUGACCAAGGAGUAUGACCGCCUGUUGGAGGAGCACAUGAAGCUGCAGGUGGAGAUAGAUGGUCCCACGGACAAGAAGGAGGAGUGAGGACUCUUCCUCUCCAACUGUGGCUGUGGCCUGGCCCAAGUUUGCUGCCUCCUGAGAGCCAGGCCUCCCUUGCCACUUGUACUUCCUGCCCCCUCACACUGCUUACAGUUCCUUGUUCUCCCAGCACCCCCAUGGGGACCAAUUUUCACCCACUCAGGAUGAGCUUGCUGCCGGCCUGGCCGGCCAGGAGCAAGGUGGGCACCUGGAACCCUUGUGGUGGGGCUUGUUUCCUGCUGGGUUGAGCCCCUUUUUGUGUUGUUCAUUGAUGUUUGGGGUUCCAAGGCCCCUUUUCUCUGGUCCUGCAGGAGGGUGGGUGGAGCAGGCAGAGUAGAGUUUCUCUUGGCAAUAAAGGUUG
Molossus molossus (Pallas's mastiff bat) is the source of this 1264-nucleotide messenger RNA. RefSeq names its product B cell receptor associated protein 31 (gene BCAP31). The record is from RefSeq and is a predicted model, not a curated record. Gene Ontology annotation, cellular component: endoplasmic reticulum membrane; endoplasmic reticulum. Gene Ontology annotation, biological process: intracellular protein transport; endoplasmic reticulum to Golgi vesicle-mediated transport. The coding region runs from base 175 to 909 and encodes 244 amino acids. NCBI's taxonomy places the organism in Eukaryota, Metazoa, Chordata, Mammalia, Chiroptera, Molossidae. The transcript has 8 exons.